CGAUCAAUUAAUUAACUCCUAAUUAGCUAUGGCUCUUACCGCAUCAAAGAAGCUAGUUGCUCCGACGACCAUCAAUCGAUUGGUCCUACUCCUCCUGAUAAUAUUCAGUCUGUUCACCGCGACCACCGCAGCAACAAGCAGGCCCAGGCCCAGGCCCAAUUUAUGCGCCGGAGUGGCUCUGAAGGCUCCGCCAUCCGGCGGCUGCCACAUCAACUGCUUCCGGGCCGACCCGGUUUGUGGAGCCAACGGUGUGACCUACGGGUGCGGGUGUCCCGAAGCUUCUUGCAACGGGGUUCGGGUCAUCAAGCUCGGGCCUUGUUGAUCGGGCGGGGCUCCGAUUGAUCGGGCCGGCUGGCUACUUCCCGACGCGUUUGUGCAAUUUGUUGGUUUCGAGUACUUGGUUCCGUGAUUAGGGUUGUGUCGUCCUAAUUGUGGAUUAAUUAAUCUAUAAUAACACGGAUGUGUUUGUGAUCGCUAGUUUGUCGUCAUAAUAAGUGUGAAGUCAAUGUAAAGAGGCUACAAGAAAUAAUACCGUGGAAAUUUUCUAUUAAUAGCUUUGGUAUUUUUAAACAUUCAAAUUUAUUAUGGGUCCAACCUGAAUUCACAACUAGAAGGCUACAGUUGCCCCUGUUUGACACCGAUCCAGUGAUAAAAAGUGACACAACGCACCCGCCGGUCACAACAAAGUUCUUAAACCGAAGGUCACGCGACUUCAUUUUUUUCUUAAAUUUGUGAAGUACGCAUCUUUUCCGGUUUUCUCCCUGUUCCUAGCUAGCAUAACCCUAUUUUUGGAAUUCUAAGUUGAAGAUCGAUGUUAUAGGAGUGUUUGAAUUUUCGUUUUUAUGUUAGAUACAAGUGCAAAUUGUUAUUUUGUUGUAAUGCUAUAUGUUAUAUUAUAUACUUGUUCGAUGAGAUUUAAUAUAAUUUAUAAAUGUAUGGUAAUAUAAUAAACCAACAGCUAAGUUAAGGCUACUAAGGUUGUCCCGGUUUGACACUGAAUCUGUGAUAAAAAUGGCGUUACACACCCACAGGUCAACUCUCAACAAGGUUCUUAACUGACGGUCACACGACGUCGUUUUUCUUUUAAGUUUGCGAAGUGCACCACUUUUUCGAUUUUCCUCCUCACAUACCCCCUAUUUUUAGAAUUCUAAGUUGAGCAUUUGAAUAUAGGUAUUAUAUGAGU
Linum trigynum is the source of this 1183-nucleotide messenger RNA. The record is from the annotation of a GenBank genome assembly. NCBI's taxonomy places the organism in Eukaryota, Viridiplantae, Streptophyta, Magnoliopsida, Malpighiales, Linaceae.